UGUCCCCAGCCAUGGCCCCGGCACUGCCGCUGCUCCUCGCCCUGCUCGGGACCACCCCAGGUUUGGGGGCGCCGGGCGGGGGCUGCGGGGUGCCCCCCUCUGCCUGGUGCCAGGACUGGGUGACGGCGCUGCGCUGCGGGGCCCUGGGGCGCUGCCCCCGCCUGGGCCAGGGACCCCUCGAGGCGCUGGGAGACCCCCUCGAGGCGCUGAGAGACGCCCCCGAUCUGGACGCCUGUGCCGUGUGCCAGCAGCUCUUGGACUCACUGCGCCACAUCUCCAGCGUGUCGGCCGUGGAGGUGGUGUUGGAUGACUUGGUGGGGUUGGCGUGCCCCCAUAUACUUGUGGUGGAGAGCCUGUGCAAGAGGGCAGUUAAUGACCUUGUCCAUCGCUUCCUCCAGAACAUGCAGCACCUCGACUCCUGGAGUGUCUGUGCCAAGCUGACCCUGUGUCGUGAAGAGCCCGGGGUUGUGCCCGUCCUCGAGGGGCCUGGCAGCCGCCUGCAGCACCCCAAGAACGCCACUGUCCCCGCGCUGUCCCUGUCCCUGGGCCCCUGUGCCCUGGGCCCCAUCUUCUGGUGCUCAGGCCCAGAGGCGGCGCGGCGCUGCCAGGCCGUGCAGCACUGCAAGGACCACGUCUGGCUCUAGGGGGGCACCAGGACCCCCCGGCUUUCCCCAAUAAAGCUUGGAUGCAGCUCUG
Messenger RNA from Melospiza melodia melodia, 696 nucleotides. RefSeq names its product proactivator polypeptide-like 1. Bases 12 to 644 code for a protein of 210 amino acids. The transcript has 7 exons. The record is from RefSeq and is a predicted model, not a curated record. Lineage: Eukaryota; Metazoa; Chordata; Aves; Passeriformes; Passerellidae.